AUGUUCUAUGCCGGCAUCGAAGUCUCCGCGAAACAGAUGGUGACGCAUGCUCCCUUUCCGAGCGCCAGAGACGAGCAAAGCUCUUAUUUAAACACAAAUUACGAACAACGAAUAAAAUUAAAUAUUUUACAACGAACAGGUACGCCUUCGAUGGCUCAGUUUACGCGGCAGAGGAAACGAGAGUCUUUGGAAGAAAUGUCUGAGAACAAUGGUGUACAUAUGGAAUAUUUAGAAGAACAUUACGCAAGUCCUCGCGGCGCCGUUGGCGGUUGCAGCACCCCCGGCAGUAGAGUGGAUCCCUGGUGGAAUCCUGGUUCCCUCUUCCCCUCGACCCCUGGGCCCCCAAGGAUCGACGAGGGGGCACCGGAUAACGGUAGCGGUGGUUUUCAGUUUUGUAGUCCACCGAAUCGUAGCUUGAAUAGCCCGUCGCAGCCGUCGCAUCAGCAACACCACCACACGAAUCCACGGCAUCAGUCGCACCAUCAGCAAAAUCAGUCGCACGCGGGCAGAUACGUUUGUCCGAACUACGGUAUCGGGCCGAUCUCGUCCUCUUCGUGCUCGUCGUCGAGCCUCGGUCACGCGGACACGGUAGCGCGAGGCGCUGAUGCCGUAGGCUCGCCGACCAGCGCGUACGGCAUCGCCUCGUCGUCGCCGGAGCCCUGUUCGCCGAGCAACCUGAUACUAUCCGCGUUGCUGACGACCACGUCCACCGCGGACGGCAACGGUCAGGGUACGCGAAACGCACCGCCGACGACCAGCCACGGGAACGCGUUAGGGUCGACCACCGCGACCUCCCUGGCACCAGGUCACGCGCGCGGCCUAGGCAGCUGCGCGACGUCGGCUGAUUCCUUAAACGGAAUCCUAUCGUCUCUAAACGUGCGGAUCAAGACGGAGGAAUACUCGAAAAUACGUACGGAGGAACGAAGAGCGACAAACGCUACACUCUCGUCAGCGUCGUCGUCGCUAUCUUCGUCCUCGACGUCCGCCUUCAACACGUCGCUGCUGAGCUCGUUGCUCUCCACUUCGCGGAUCUCGACGGGUCCCUGCAGGCCCGACAACGACGAGGACCUGCUCGCCCGGUCGUGCAUCAAGCUCGAGUACCCGUCGCCGGACGCGCACCAGACGCAGGAACAGGACGAGCAGACCGUGGUGCGCAGCAUCAAGGUCGAGUACCCGCUCAGCCAGUCGUCCCAGGACGUGCUGGACGAGGAAGAGGAGCUAGCCGCCACGUCGCCAUACGACAUAAUCGCCGGGACUCCCAGCAGGUGUUUGCAGAAGCAGCCCGGUUGCGGUAAGAGCCAGACGGGCUCGUUGGUGAAGGACGUCGUCGUGCCACCCUGUCAGACCGUCGUGUCGCCGACCUCGGACAUCGUGAUCGACAUGAAGUACGAAAGCCAGUCAGGCCCGCCGACAGCGCCCCCGCAUCUGACGUCUUCCGGGGUGGAACCGCCUCAUAGCAGCCAAGGGACGGGGAUCGUCGUCGGCGGAUCGCCGGCCGAGGUGGUCGGCGUGGACAGUUUGCUCCUGUCGCCGUGGGGCGCCACGGGACCCGACUUCCUCGAGCCACCCGACGUCAAGCAAACGGCAGCUGGUCUGCAGGAUGCGUGGGACACUCUAUUGCUCGGCUCGUCGGUCGGCGUGACGUCCGCCCAGUCGUUGGCGGAGCUGAAGCCUCUGCCACCGUUCACGGGGUACACGGGACACCUGAGCAUCAACGGGAUACCCGGUCACCAUUAUCACACGAUAGCCUCCUCCGCGCAGAGGCCCUCGCUACCCUCCUCGUCCCCCACCUCCUCCUCGAAUCAAGAGUAUUACGAGUCGCCGGUGGUGUCCUCGAGCACGCCUUGCCCGCAGGGCAGUCAGAAGCAACAGCAACAGCAGCAGCAGCAACAGCAGCAACACCACCAGCAUCAGCAGCAGCAGCAACAACAACAACAGCAGCAACAGCAGCAUCAUCAUCACCAACAGCAGCAGCUGCCGCAGUCGACGCAGCAGGUCGAUUACGACAUCGAGGACAUCGCGGAGAUCAUCGGCUCGGCGAUAGCCGAUACCACGGUGCCCGGGGGUGGGAACGGGGCUGGUUCCGAGCACGAUCCCGACGCGUCGCGCGAUUGGAUCGACAUCGCCGAGUGGAUAGACACCGCGUGCUCGCCGAAGGCGCAGGAGACCACCUCGCCUAGCCCUUACUCCCAGAUAUACGCGACGGCGACGCCGUCGUCGCAGGCGCAGCAGCACGGCUCGACCUUGCAGAGCUUACUGACGCACGGCUACGCGCCGUUGCUGAACGCCAGGUUGCAGUCGGCCAACGCUGGCUUGCAGAACGCGUCCUGCGGCGAGACACCCUCCUCGACGAGCCCCUAUCCGCCCGUCAGCCCGCCCGGCAGAGUCUCCACCUCCUGCAGCCCCGAUCACCUGUUGCACUCGUCGUUCGCGGCGCCCUCGCACCCCAGGAAGAGGUCACGACCGACCCCGGGCUCUCAGAAUCCCUCGAAGAAGAGCCCGAGCACAGGCGCGACCGCGCUACCCUACGGAACGGAGUCAGGGCUGAUAGGAGGCAAAGAGAAACCGGUGCACAGGUGUUCCAUCUGCAACAGAGGGUUCCUGAACAAGAGCAACAUCAAGGUGCACCUGAGGACCCACACCGGCGAGAAACCGUUCAGGUGCGAGGUGUGCGGCAAAGCGUUCAGACAGAAGGCCCAUCUGAUCAAGCACCAGCAGAUACACAAGAGGAUCGGUAGGGAUUAG
Colletes gigas is the source of this 2745-nucleotide messenger RNA. RefSeq names its product ras-interacting protein RIP3 (gene ich). Gene Ontology annotation, cellular component: nucleus. Gene Ontology annotation, biological process: regulation of transcription by RNA polymerase II; embryonic hindgut morphogenesis; embryo development. The transcript has 2 exons. NCBI's taxonomy places the organism in Eukaryota, Metazoa, Arthropoda, Insecta, Hymenoptera, Colletidae. Gene Ontology annotation, molecular function: RNA polymerase II transcription regulatory region sequence-specific DNA binding; DNA-binding transcription factor activity, RNA polymerase II-specific. The record is from RefSeq and is a predicted model, not a curated record. Bases 1 to 2745 code for a protein of 914 amino acids.